This is a messenger RNA of Gigantopelta aegis, 2521 nucleotides long. RefSeq lists its product as uncharacterized. The coding region runs from base 201 to 704 and encodes 167 amino acids. The transcript is spliced from 6 exons. NCBI's taxonomy places the organism in Eukaryota, Metazoa, Mollusca, Gastropoda, Neomphalida, Peltospiridae. The record is from RefSeq and is a predicted model, not a curated record.
CUCAACGACAACAAUAUGAACGGCAGGACUUCAACUCCUUGUUAAUCGAUAACUGUCACGGUAAUAGUGGUAACUAACAACACAUGUACACACUCAGUGUAAUAUAGACGAUCAGCCACUAUAGCUGACAGCUGGUUAAAAUACCGUCCAAGUUAAAGAAGAGAUUUCAAGUUAAGAAUUGACAAAGCUUACAAGUCACCAUGACAUCAGGAAAUUCCGAAAAUGAAGAAGUGACCAAGACUAUAAGAGACUGUGUUGAAGACGUGGACAGAGAAAGUGAUGAUGAUGAUGACCAAACUAGAUUGAAAACCAUUACAACAUCAGAACAUGGAAAUUACGAAAAUAAAGAAGUGGCCAAGAUGUUUAGAGAGUUUGUUGAAAUGUUUAAACGCAUGAACAGAGAAAAUGUAUCUACAGGGCCAACGACACCGGAUGAUGAUGACCAAACUAAAAGGAAAACCAGUACAACAUCAGAAGAUGAUGAGUCUUCACAACGAUCAUCGAUUCCGUUACAAGAAAAUUCUGAGAGUACACCCGAACAAGGACCUUACGGAAAACUGGUUAAGAUGUUCGAAGAUGUGGCUCGUCUGUAUGAAGACCUGGACAAGGAAAGUCCAUCAACAGGGCUAACGAAACGUAUGUGUUUGUAUGAUCUCAAGAAUUCUCCAUAUCUACGAGGCAUCCUACAAUCAUCCACUGACUAAUAAGUGGUUACGUUUAUGAUGCACGACAUUUACUUUAGUACGUUCUUCUGUGAUGAAUUCAUUUGAACGUAAGGCUGUAAUGAAUUAAUUUGAUUAUAAGGCUGCGAUAAACACAACCAAUUAUGGUGUUAACACCGGAGAUCAGGAGUAGAAGCCAAGGUUAGAUUGUUAGAUUAAAUCUGCUUUCUUUGAUGAAAUAAGUUUUCAAAUGCUUAAUACAUAACCGUGUGAUCAGAUUGUAAACUUUACUGACUUAAAUAUAGCAAAUGAAGUUCGCAAAAAGAAAAGGUUUCCGGGAAUGAUUACAACGGGUCAUCAUCGAGUUCAGAAUGCUGUCAUUUUAAUCGUUGUUUUUGUUUCUUCUUGAAGUGCUACUCUAUUGUUGGUCGCAGCAUGUGGAAGACUUUCUGUAUUCUCAGUGGAUUGGGAUUUUGAUUUGACUAUUACUGUGUAUAGUUUGUUCUGUAAUGGUAAGUGUUAACUUCAAGUGCUACUCUGUUGUUGGUCGCAGCAUAUGAAUGACUUUCUGUAUUCUCAGUGGAUUGGGAUUUUGAUUUGACUAUUACUGUGUAUAGGUUGUUCUGUAAUGGUAAGUGUUAACUUGAAGUGCUACUCUGUUGUUGGUCGCAGCAUAAGAAUGACUUUCUGUAUUCUCAGUGGAUUGGGAUUUUGAUUUGACUAUUACUGUGUAUAGGUUGUUCUGUAAUGGUAAGUGUUAACUUGAAGUGCUACUCUGUUGUUGGUCGCAGCAUAAGAAUGACUUUCUGUAUUCUCAGUGGAUUGGGAUUUUGAUUUGACUAUUACUGUGUAUAGGUUGUUCUGUAAUGGUAAGUGUUAACUUGAAAUGCUACUCUGUUGUUGGUCGCAGCAUAUGGAUGACUUUCUGUAUUCUCAGUGGAUUGGGAUUUUGAUUUGACUAUUACUGUGUAUAGGUUGUUCUGUAAUGGUAAGUGUUAACUUGAAGUGCUACUCUGUUGUUGGUCGCAGCAUAAGAAUGACUUUCUGUAUUCUCAGUGGAUUGGGAUUUUGAUUUGACUAUUACUGUGUAUAGGUUGUUCUGUAAUGGUAAGUGUUAACUUGAAGUGCUACUCUGUUGUUGGUCGCAGCAUAAGAAUGACUUUCUGUAUUCUCAGUGGAUUGGGAUUUUGAUUUGACUAUUACUGUGUAUAGGUUGUUCUGUAAUGGUAAGUGUUAACUUGAAAUGCUACUCUGUUGUUGGUCGCAGCAUAUGGAUGACUUUCUGUAUUCUCAGUGGAUUGGGAUUUUGAUUUGACUAUUACUGUGUAUAGGUUGUUCUGUAAUGGUAAGUGUUAACUUGAAGUGCUACUCUGUUGUUGGUCGCAGCAUAAGAAUGACUUUCUGUAUUCUCAGUGGAUUGGGAUUUUGAUUUGACUAUUACUGUGUAUAGGUUGUUCUGUAAUGGUAAGUGUUAACUUGAAAUGCUACUCUGUUGUUGGUCGCAGCAUAUGGAUGACUUUCUGUAUUCUCAGUGGAUUGGGAUUUUGAUUUGACUAUUACUGUGUAUAGGUUGUUCUGUAAUGGUAAGUGUUAACUUGAAAUGCUACUCUGUUUUUGGAUGACGAAUGCGAUUUACUGCUUGUAUUUGAAUCACAGAAUAGGAUUUCUGUUUUAGAUAAUUAGUAUUAAUUAAAUUAGAAUAUAAUUUACAUAUUCUGAACUCCAUAUGAUGAAGGGACCGGCCUCAGUGGCGUCGUGGUUAGGCCAUCAGUCAACAGGCUGGCAGGUAUUGGUUCGGAUCUCAGUCGAGGCAUGGGAUUUUUAAUCCAGAUACCGACUCCGAACCCUGAGUGAGUGCU